AUGCCGCGAGGUAUCUCCGUCUCAGCCGAUCUUAGACAAUUACUUUACAAUGCUAAAUAUUCAGACAUAUCCGUAGUAUGCUCUGAUGGAGAGCUACCAGCUAUCCGUUCCAUCCUUGCAGCACGCUCCGAGGUGCUCGACAAUCAACUUUACUCAUCAUCCACAACCACAUCCACUAUAUCGUUCCCGGACAUAAAAAUCUCUGCCAUGAAAGCGAUCCUAGAGUUUUUGUAUACGGGUGCAAUCGGCGAUAACGUGCUAACAAUCGACAAUGCGAUCGAGACAUACCACGCGGCCGAUUGCUUUCAACUAACUCCAUUAAAAGAUGAUAUUGUGUUGUACGUUCGAGAAACUCUAAAAGACUCUCAUAUCGAUUUGGCUGCCAAACUAUUGUCAGAAGCAGCAGAGAAGAUGCAGUCUAGAAUAGACAAUCCUCUCUUCAAACUGCUUUCGAAGCGAGUGGCUGCAACUCCGCUUCACUCGAUUCGCUACGAUAGACUCAAUUCGGAAGCACUGCAAGUACUAUUAUCUCAAACAUUGAACAAAAAGGAUGAAUUCUUUGCUACACCCGAAUACGGCGUAGUCAGAUAUGUUGUCUUGUGGUCGGCUAAUACAGUCUCUCCCAAAGCACUGAAAUUUUAUGAUACCCAUCUUCCAACAACGGAAUCCAUUGAACGUAGUAUUCCCAAGGAAGCAUUGUCCGAAGCAGCAUUGUCUGACCCUGGAUACACAGACUCCAAAGACCAAAUGACAAAGCUAAUAACACCGAUUGCCAAGAAUAUAGACUUGAGCUUGCUCCAUCCGGACGUUAUUGCGAAUAUCAUUGAGCCGUUGGACAUCUUUCCCGCGCGUAAACUACUUGAAGCUUAUCGUUUCCAUUCAACGAACAAGAUCUUUAGUAACGAUCGUCGUGGUUUGCCUCCAUUCCGCUGGGAUCGUUCGUUCUGUGGUAAUGGCCUUGUGCUUAGUGAUCAAGGCACGGUUGUUUCUGCGCCACCCACCGUGACAUUACAUCAAUCUGUCCGGGCGGUAAAUUGUUUUUCAAGUCCUAGAGUGUAUGAAUGGGAUGUCGUUAUUGAAGAAACCUGUGGAUGGGCUUGGGUAGGUAUAGUUGAUUCUAAUGAGGAACAGAUCGAUUAUCAAAUAUUUCUUGGAGGACAGAAUGGUGCAUGGAUAUUGGGGAGUAAUGGAUCGUCCUAUCAUGAGAAGUUGACCAAACAGCAUGUAGUGCCAUCUUUUGAAUCGAAUGGAACGACAGUCACUGUGCACUUGGAUUUGAGGAGGAAAACUAUGGCUUUUUCGAUUGACGGGACAAAGCAUCCGGAAGCCUUUACAAAUUUGCCAGAUAAAGUACAUCCCGCAGUGUCAUUAGUUGGGAGUGGGAGAUUUAAGAUUUUGCCACAUAUGUAA
Paraglomus brasilianum is the source of this 1410-nucleotide messenger RNA. Lineage: Eukaryota; Fungi; Glomeromycota; Glomeromycetes; Paraglomerales; Paraglomeraceae. The record is from the annotation of a GenBank genome assembly.